Molecule: messenger RNA, 1593 nt
Organism: Aspergillus calidoustus
Lineage: Eukaryota; Fungi; Ascomycota; Eurotiomycetes; Eurotiales; Aspergillaceae
Source: the annotation of a GenBank genome assembly
AUGUCCGACGCGCUAUGGAGAAGCAUCCUAGUAACUUCCAUCGAUCCUAAUAACACAAGCGAUAUGUCGGCUGCCAUUCAAUCUACCAUCAGCCUCCUCGAGACCGAACUUGCCAAGGCCAGGGCUGCUCUCCUGGAAAUCCAACCCAAUGCUGGCUCAGUAAUAACUCGAGGGGAGGAAUUGGCCGUUGGAGCCAUGGCCGCCUACCGUCAAAAUCUAAUCAGCAACGCCCCGGAUUUCUACUAUGGCACUCGCCGCUUGACCCCGAAAGAGCUGGGCCUUGUUCCCGUUGUACGUGAAGUCGAACUAACAGACGAGGAAGAAAGUGUUGGAGAGCAGCCCGAGCAAAAAGCUCAUUCUGGGGCCACCAUUGAAGAUCUUCUCGCAAACACUUUGAUUCUUGACCACAUGGCGCCCUACCUUACCACGGGUUCUCUACUUUCCCUGUCCGCUACUUCACGCUAUAUUCGCUCUCUGAUUUUAGAGACCCCAUAUGUGUUUCGACACCUCGAUCUGACUACCUGCCGUGGUGCUCAGCUGGUUGACCAGUCUUUAGAUGUUGGUGGCCCAAGAGACUCGCCCGUUACUGAGGAUGAGUUUUAUUCUGGGCCUCUGAGAGACAUCUUUUCAAAUCUGGGGCGACGGCCGAUCUUGCGGGAUGUACGCACCUUGAUCUUGGACGGCUUGUCUGUUCCAGCUGAUCUAGUUUCCGAAAUAAUUCUUUCGGAGCGGUUCAAUAUCAACCUGCUUUCGAUACGAGGGUGCCACCACCUUAACGAACGGAAGCUCAUGCAGGUCCUCAACUAUGCAACUCGACCUUCACGACCAGCCGGAACGCCCCGUGUGAAAGGCAUUUACUACUUUACUCCAAUGGAUCGCCCCCGAGCUGCUGUCCGGAGUAAGUAUCGGGAUUGGUGGAGCUCGCAGUGCGUUGGCCAGUCUACCUCUGCAACUGGUCAACAAGAUGACCACCAGAAUGCCUGGUAUAGCCCGUCUGGCAAAUUACUCAAGCGACACAUUGAAGAAGGCUGGGCGCAGACUCUACAAAAAUGCGAAGGAAUCAUCGCUUUUGACGCUGCUCUCUGUCGUGGACCUCGACACGAUAUCAACUUUAUAGCAGCGGAAAAUGAGAACGAGAACGAGAAUGAAAACCCGAAUAGACUCCUAAGGCCAGCCAUUGCAACAAUCGCCAUGGGUCCCAGAGGGUGUGAUGGUUGCCACACAUCCCCAGAAGGCCCGGCAAUCUGGGGGCAGUCCCCUGACACACACUUUCCCCUUCUCGCACCACCACCUUUUCAUUCAUCAACAUUGGUGUCAGCGAGGCGUCCAGCAGUCUUUCCGGAUGAAUAUCCAGUCUUGAUCGCACGCUGCGCCGACUGUCUCACCGACCGUUGGUGUCAUCGCUGUAACAAGUGGUUUUGCGACUCCUGCCUGCCACACCCGGAACAUGUGAGAAGCAACUUGUCUCCCCAUCAAACCGCGGUUAGGGGUCCUCGUACUGGAAAUGAGAAGCUUGGACCUGGGGUCACCAAGGAUUGUUGGGAAUGCGGGCCGACAGUGAGUUUUUUUCAAGUGUUUUGUGAUACCGACUGA